AAAAAUUUAACUCAUGAUUAAUGAUUCUUUCCAAAUGAAAUCGCCAAUCACUUAAAGAAAAGUAGUGUUCAUAUUAAAUGAAGAAUUCUGAGUACGAACCUCAACGUAUACUUGUAGGUGUUACAGGAGGAUCAGCAGCUGGAAAAACUACACUUUGUGAAACAAUAAAAAGAGAGAUCCAAUAUGAUUCAGAUGUAGACAUGACUAUUCUUUCUUGCGAUUCUUUUUAUAAAGGAAUAGACAAAUCUAAAAUUGAUAUUGCUUCAUAUAACUUUGAUCAUCCAGAUUCGUUAGAUUGGGAUAAUGCCUUUGAAGUGAUUUCUACAUUAUUGUCAGGAAGACCAGCAUCUGUUCCAAUUUAUUGUUUUGUUAAUCACAAACGAUUAGAUUAAUGUUAAAUAGUUCUUCCUGCUCAAGUUAUAGUAUUUGAAGGAAUAAUGGCACUUUAUGAUGAAAGAAUUAGAGAUUUAAUGUCUUAUAAAAUAUUUAUACAUUGCGAUGGUAUAUAAUAAUUAUAAAACUAGAUGAUAUUCGUUUAUGUCGUCGUAUUUUAAGAGAUGUCAAAGAAAGAGGAAGAACUGUUGAAAAUGUACUAUAAUAGUAUAGUAAAUUUGUGAAAAGAUCGUUUGAGAAUUUUAUUUCACCAUUAAUGAGUUAAGCUGAUUUGAUUAUACCUGGACAUAGAUCUAAUCAUGUUUCUGUUGCUUUUAUUGUAAACCAUCUUAAAAACAUGGCUAGACAAAAUGGAUUAUUAAGAGAAAAAUUAAAUACUUUACUUUACUUUGGUGAUCUAUUAUAUUCUAUUGAUGGAUUUAUGAGAAAUAGAACCAAAGUUGAUUUUUCUAAUCCUAAUGCUACUUUUAAAUAAUUAUUCUUUCCUGAAGAAAAUAUGAAACCAGAUUUUCUUUAUAUUACAUAAAACUUACUAGCUGGUAAAUUAAUUUAAGAAAAAUAAAUUUUUAAAGUUGUUAAAUCAUGCUUUAAAUAAACCUUAUUUAUGCUUGAAAAAUAUAUAUCGUAAGAUAAAUCUGAUAUGGAUUAACUUUAAUGUGUUCAUUUAAAUGAAAUAUUAUCAAGUACUUUUAAAAUAAAUGAAAAAACUCAAUUCAUUGUCUUAGCUCUUCCAUUAUUGUUUAAGAGUGGACUUACACAAUUACAUUUAAUUGAAGAUAAGAUUAAAUAAUUUUAAUCAGUAAUUAUAAUAUUAAAUUUAGGUAUAAUUAAUUGUUGUUAAUGUAUUUUCUGAUAUCAAGACUAUUACAGACAUUAAUUGGACUUUUAAAAAAUUAAAAAUAUAUAUCAAUGCCUUUUUAGUUGGCAAGCUUGAUAAAUUUUUGUAAAUUAUGAACCUACGUGUAAGAUCUGAACCAGAUCUACAAUAUGAGCAAGAUAAAUUUUUUAAGAAAUUGAAUAGAUUUAUAACAAAAAGGUAAUCAAAAAAGAAUUGA
This is a messenger RNA of Paramecium sonneborni, 1448 nucleotides long. NCBI's taxonomy places the organism in Eukaryota, Ciliophora, Oligohymenophorea, Peniculida, Parameciidae. The record is from the annotation of a GenBank genome assembly.